ACACGUACAAUGGCGCGUAGAACGUGUUAGUUUUAGCUAGGGUUUCUAACCUUAUGCUAUAUAUAUAGAGCUUUUCCUCUUCUUUCUCUCUCAUUUUUCGAGGGUUUAUUUCAGCUGCAGCGGCAAAUUUCCACAGACCUGCCGCCAUGGGAAGGAGACCUGCAAGGUGUUAUCGUCAGAUCAAAAACAAGCCUUACCCAAAGUCACGUUAUUGCCGUGGUGUUCCUGAUUCAAAGAUCAGGAUCUAUGAUGUGGGGAUGAAAAAGAAAGGUGUGGAUGAGUUCCCUUUCUGUGUGCACCUAGUAUCUUGGGAGAAAGAAAAUGUGUCUAGUGAAGCCCUGGAAGCUGCUCGAAUUGCUUGCAACAAAUAUAUGGCCAAAUAUGCUGGAAAGGAUGCCUUCCACUUGCGCGUCCGUGUUCACCCAUUCCAUGUCUUGCGUAUCAACAAGAUGCUUUCAUGUGCUGGAGCUGAUAGGCUUCAAACUGGCAUGCGAGGUGCUUUUGGCAAGCCACAAGGCACUUGUGCAAGAGUAGCCAUUGGUCAGGUUCUUCUUUCUGUUCGUUGCAAGGACAGCAACAGCCAUCAUGCACAGGAGGCCCUCCGUCGUGCAAAGUUCAAGUUCCCUGGUCGCCAAAAGAUUAUUGUCAGCAGGAAAUGGGGUUUUACAAAGUACAGCCGUACUGAUUAUUUGAAAUACAAGUCGGAGAAUCGCAUUGUGCCUGAUGGUGUUAAUGCUAAGCUUCUUGGAUGCCAUGGACCUCUGGCGAAUCGCCAACCAGGAAGAGCAUUCCUGCAUGCUAGUGCUUAAGACAUUAAGUUGCUUAAAAUAUGGGAGUACUUGGCCAAGUCGUAGUAGUAUUUUGAGGCUUUUAUUGUCAUUAAUGUUGGUGCGUGAUGAAAGAACUUUUGUUUUGUUGAAUUCUUAGUGGUAUCUUCCUUGGACUGUACUUGGGUUUCAAGCAAUUCUUGUUCAACUUUUUCUUAACGGCUAACAAUUACGUGGCAAUAUUGUGGAAUUUGCAACAUUUCAAUUCAAUAGGAGUUUUGAUUGUUUACGUUUU
Messenger RNA from Theobroma cacao (cacao), 1062 nucleotides. Its product is annotated as large ribosomal subunit protein uL16. NCBI's taxonomy places the organism in Eukaryota, Viridiplantae, Streptophyta, Magnoliopsida, Malvales, Malvaceae. Gene Ontology annotation, biological process: translation. Gene Ontology annotation, molecular function: structural constituent of ribosome. Gene Ontology annotation, cellular component: ribosome. The record is from RefSeq and is a predicted model, not a curated record.